AAGCGCUCGGGGCGGAAGCGCUCGGGGCGGAAGCGGAAGUGCGCGGCUGGCAGCGGCUGGGCCGAGGGCGGCGCGGGCGCGUCCCUGGCUGUGCGGGCGCAUCUCUAGAUCCUUUCCGGGAGCUUUCCAGGAGUUCAGUUAUGGGCGUGAGAGGUUUGCAGGGGUUUGUGGGCAGUACCUGCCCACACAUCUGUACAGUGGUGGAUUUCCGAGAGCUGGCAGAACGCCACCGAAGCGAGCACCCUGGGAGCACUCCUACCAUCGUGGUCGACGCCAUGUGUUGUCUCAGAUACUGGUAUACUCCCGAGUCUUGGAUCUGCGGUGGCCAGUGGCGGGAAUACUUUUCUGCUUUGCGGGAUUUUGUUAAGACUUUCACAACUGUUGGCAUCAAGCUGGUGUUCUUCUUUGACGGCAUGGUGGAGCAGGAGAAGAGAGAUGAGUGGGUGAAACGGAGGCUCAAGAACAAUAAGGAGAUCUCCAGGAUCUUCCAGUAUAUCAAGUCACACAGGGAGCAGCCCGGCAGAAAUAUGUUCUUCAUCCCGUCAGGGCUGGCCAUCUUCACACGAUUCGCUCUGAAGACCCUGGGUCAGGAAACCCUGUGUUCCGUACAGGAGGCUGAUUAUGAGGUGGCCUCUUAUGGCCUCCAGAAUAACUGUCUUGGGAUUCUUGGAGAAGAUACUGACUACUUAAUUUAUGAUACUUGUCCCUACUUUUCAAUUGGUGACCUCUGCCUGGAGAGUCUUAGUACUGUCAUGCUUUGUAGAGAGAAGCUCUGUGAGAGUCUGGCUAUCAGCCUAGCAGACCUUCCUCUUCUGGCCUGCCUACUUGGCAAUGACAUAAUCCCAGAGGGCAUGUUUGAGAGCUUUCGGUACAAAUGCUUGUCUUCGUACACUUCUCUCAAGGAGAACUUUGACAAAAAGGGUAACGUUAUUUUAGCUGUAGCAGACCAUAUCUCUAAAGUUCUUCACUUGCAUCAGGGUGAGAAAAAGCUGGAAGAGAUGUUACCUUUGGGACCAAACAAAGCUCUCUUUUAUAAGGGUGUGGCAUCCUAUCUUUUGCCAGGACAGAAAUCUCCAUGGUUUUUCCAAAAACCCAAGGGUUUAAUAACUUUACCCAAGCAGGUGGUAUCCAUGAGUUCAGACCCUGAACCCAAGCAAGGAGUUCCCAUGUGUGCAGACCCCGAACCCAAGCAAGGAGUUCCCAUGUGUGCGGACCCUGAACCCAAGCAAGGAGUUCCCAUGUGUGUGGACCCUGAACCCAAGCAAGGAGUUCCCAUGUGUGCGGACCCCGACCCCAAGGAUGGAGUUCCCAUGUGUGCGGAUCCCGAACCCAAGCAAGGAGUUCCCAUGUGUGUGGACCCUGAACCCAAGCAAGGAGUUCCCAUGGGUGCGGACCCCGAACCCAAGCAAGGAGUUCCCAUGUGUGCGGACCCCGACCCCAAGCAAGGAGUUCCCAUGUGUGCGGACCCCGAGCCCAAGCAAGGAGUUCCCAUGUGUGCGGACCCCGAACCCAAGCAAGGAGUUCCCAUGUGUGCGGACCCCGAGCCCAAGCAAGGAGUUCCCAUGUGUGCGGACCCCGAGCCCAAGCAAGGAGUUCCCAUGUGUGCGGACCCCGAGCCCAAGCAAGGAGUUCCCAUGUGUGCGGACCCCGAGCCCAAGCAAGGAGUUCCCAUGUGUGCGGACCCCGAGCCCAAGCAAGGAGUUCCCAUGUGUGCGGACCCCGAGCCCAAGCAAGGAGUUCCCAUUUGUAUAGAUCCUGAAUCUAGGCAAGGAGUUCCCAUAUAUGCACACACUGCAAUCAAGCAAAAGUUACCUCUAGGGGCAGAUCCUGAAUUUAAACUGGAAGCAUCCAUGUGUACAGACCCUGCAAUUAAACAAGACCACAUGCAUAUGGAGCCCGAAGUCAAACAAGUAACUAUGGUUUCAGACCCUGAAAUUUUAAAGGUGGCUAGAGCGCAUCACGUGCAGGCCGAGAGCUACCUGGUGUACAGCAUCAUGAGCAGCGGCGAGAUCGAGUGCGGCAACACGCUGGAGGACGCCCUGGACCAGGCCCUGCCCAGCCAGGCCUUCGUCUACCGCCCGGUGCGGCAGCGCGUCUACGCCCUCCUGCUGGGCGACGGCAGAGAUGGCGCCAGCCCCUGCCCCACCGUCAAGGAGUGGUUCGUGUACUCGGGGAACCCGCUGAGGCACCCGGACCUCGUCAGGCCUCUGCAGAUGAACAUUCCAGGGGGCACACCGGAUUUGAAAUCACUGUGGCUGAACCAGGAGCCGGGAGUACAGGGCUGGCGCUUGGACGCCCUCCUGGGCUGUUUCGACCUCUCCUCCUCCAGAGAAGAGCUGCAGGCGGUGGAAAACCCCUUCAAGGCGCUGUGCUGCCUCUUGAUCUACCUCUUCGUGCAGGUGGACACUCUUUGCCUGGAGGAUCUGCAUGCUUUUAUUGCUCAGGCCUUGUGCCUCCAAGGAAAGUCAACGGUGCAGCUUGUGGACCUGCAGCUUGACUACAUCGACCCCCGAGCUGUGCAGCUUGGCUCCCUCCUCGUCCGCGGCCUCACCACUCUGGUCUUGGUCAACAGCGCGUGCGGCUUCCCCUGGAGGACGAGUGACUUCAUGCCCUGGAACGUGUUUGACGGGAAGCUGUUCCAUCAGAAGUACCUGCAGGCAGAGAAGGGGCACAGCGUGGAGGCGCUCGUGGAGCAGAACAGGUCCCGGCUGACCAAGUUCCACGCUCUGAAGUCAGUCGUGUGCAAGGCGUGCAUGAAGGAAAACAGACGCAUCGUCAGCCGGCAGCACGGGCGCUCCCAGCAGCCAGGCAGGUGGGGCAGGCAGGGAUCCGGCUCCCACAGGACGAGCUCUGGGUACAGCCGGGCAGGCCACGGACAGCACUGGAGGGACCAGGGAGCAGGAAAUAGACCAUAUGACCCUGACCAUUGGAGGAGAUACUCACCCUCUUCUGGCUUCAGGGGUGGAGUUCAGUGACUCGUCAGUUGCGUACAGCGCCCAGUGCUCAUCACUUCAUGCGCCUUCCUCGCGCCCGUCACCCAGUUACCCCCACCCCACCCACCGCCCCUCCAGCGACCCUCAGUUUGUUUCCUGCGGUGAGAAUCUCUUAUGGUUUGCCUCCCUCUCUGAUUUUGUUUUCCUUUUUCCUCCCUUCCCUGUGUUCAUCUGUUUUGUGUCUUAAGUUCCACAUAAAUGUGAAAUCAUGUGGUAUUUGUCUUUCUCUGACUGACUUAUUUCCCUCAGGAUGACACCCUCUAUCCAUCCGUUCCCUCACGCAUGGCAAGCGUUCACUUGGUGGCUGCGUUAUAUCCCACUCUACAUUAUAAGCACUUACUUCAUCCAUAUAUGUCGAUGGACAUCUUGCCUCUAUAUUUGGGCUGUUGUGGACAUUUCUGCUGUAAACACUGGGGGGCAGGUGCCCCUUCAGAUCACUAUGCUUGUGUCCUUUGGAUGAAUACCCAGUAGUGCAGCUACUGGGUCAUAGGGUAGUUUUUACCCUUCUGAGGAGCCACAGAGCAGAGUGAUGCUGUUGAAGUUACUGGUUAAAUUCAACUUAGAGUGUUACAACUUGAAGGUGUUAGAUGUAAUCCCCACAGUAAACACAAAGAUAAUAGCUAUUGAAUAUACACACAGACAAGGAAAUGAGAAGAGAAUUAAAAUGUGUCUGUACGAAACAAAAUCCACCAAAAAACAGUUAAAACACCGAAAAAGGCAGUAAUGGAGGACAGGAAGGACCAAAAGCUCUAGAGCACAUAGAAAACAUGCAGAGUAGCAGAAGUCCCUACUUAUCAGUAAUUACUUUAAAUUUAAAUUUAUUAAAGUCUCCAGUCAAAAGAGAUUGACAGAACAGAUUUUUUAAAAAAUGUGACACGUGCUCUGUUUGACAGAUUCCUAUUAGACCCCCAGACACAAGUAGGUUGAACAUAAAAGGAGGUGAGCGGCAUGUCUGAUGGUCGUGGUCAUGAGGACGCCCACUAGACUGCAGAGAAGAACCUCCACGAUGAGAAAAUAAGAGAAACAGUUGAAGAAUGCUGCGGCUGAAAUGAGAACCGCGCUAGAGGGAACCAGCCGCAGGUUGGGGGACGCGGGACGACGGAUCAGCGGUCUGGAAGACAGGGUGAUAGAAAGCACCUAAGCUGAAUAGGAAGAAAAAGGGAUGUUUUAAA
Mustela lutreola (European mink) is the source of this 4165-nucleotide messenger RNA. RefSeq names its product family with sequence similarity 120 member B (gene FAM120B). The record is from RefSeq and is a predicted model, not a curated record. The transcript is spliced from 11 exons. Bases 141 to 2975 code for a protein of 944 amino acids. Gene Ontology annotation, cellular component: nucleus. NCBI's taxonomy places the organism in Eukaryota, Metazoa, Chordata, Mammalia, Carnivora, Mustelidae.